This is a messenger RNA of Zalophus californianus (California sea lion), 5761 nucleotides long. It is a transcript of the gene RCOR1, whose product is annotated as REST corepressor 1. Gene Ontology annotation, biological process: regulation of transcription by RNA polymerase II; negative regulation of DNA-templated transcription. Lineage: Eukaryota; Metazoa; Chordata; Mammalia; Carnivora; Otariidae. Gene Ontology annotation, cellular component: histone deacetylase complex; transcription regulator complex. The record is from RefSeq and is a predicted model, not a curated record. Gene Ontology annotation, molecular function: transcription corepressor activity. The coding region runs from base 204 to 1667 and encodes 487 amino acids. The transcript has 12 exons.
CGCUCGGCUCGGCGCUGGGGGCUUGAAGCGGCGCCGCUCUCCGCCCGCCAGGCCACCCCCAGCCCCGACUCGCGCCCGCCGGCUUCCACCGCGCCCGCCCAGCCCCGCGCCCGCCCGCGCUCCCUCCCCCCCCCCCAGGCCCGGCGCCCCCUCCCCAGGAGCCGCGGGGCCCCGCCACUUUCGCCCGGCCCCGGCCCCCGCCGAUGCCGGCCAUGGUGGAGAAGGGCCCCGAGGUCUCAGGGAAGCGGAGAGGGAGGAACAACGCGGCUAGCGCGGCCGCCUCGGCCGCUGCCGCCUCGGCCGCCUCCGCUUCGGCCGCCUCCGCCUCCGCCUCCGCCUCGGCCGCCGCCGCCGCCGCCUCCGCCUCCGCCUCGGCCGCCGCCUCGGCCGCCGCCGCCCCCAAUAAUGGGCAGAAUAAAAGUUUGGCGGCGGCGGCGCCCAAUGGUAACAGCAGCAGCAACUCCUGGGAGGAAGGCAGCUCGGGCUCGUCCAGCGACGAGGAGCACGGUGGCGGCGGCAUGCGGGUCGGACCCCAGUACCAGGCGGUGGUGCCCGACUUCGACCCCGCCAAACUAGCAAGACGCAGUCAAGAACGAGACAAUCUUGGCAUGCUGGUCUGGUCACCUAAUCAGAAUCUAUCAGAAGCAAAACUAGAUGAAUACAUUGCCAUCGCUAAAGAGAAGCAUGGGUACAACAUGGAACAGGCUCUUGGGAUGCUCUUUUGGCAUAAGCAUAAUAUUGAAAAGUCAUUGGCUGAUUUGCCCAACUUUACCCCCUUCCCAGAUGAGUGGACUGUGGAAGAUAAAGUCUUGUUUGAACAAGCCUUUAGUUUUCAUGGGAAAACUUUUCAUAGAAUCCAACAAAUGCUUCCUGAUAAAUCUAUAGCAAGUCUGGUGAAAUUUUACUACUCUUGGAAGAAGACGAGGACUAAAACCAGCGUGAUGGACCGCCACGCUCGGAAACAGAAGCGGGAGCGGGAGGAGAGUGAGGAUGAACUGGAAGAAACAAAUGGAAAUAACCCCAUUGACAUUGAGAUUGAUCAAAACAAGGAAAGCAAAAAGGAGGUGCCCCCUACGGAGACAGUUCCUCAGAUCAAAAAAGAGAAACAUAGUACACAAGCUAAAAAUAGAGCAAAAAGGAAACCUCCCAAAGGAAUGUUUCUGUCCCAAGAAGAUGUGGAGGCUGUUUCUGCCAACGCCACGGCUGCCACCACGGUGCUCAGGCAGCUAGACAUGGAGUUGGUCUCGAUCAAGCGGCAGAUUCAGAAUAUUAAACAGACAAACAGUGCUCUCAAAGAAAAACUUGACGGUGGAAUAGAACCAUAUCGGCUUCCAGAGGUCACUCAGAAAUGUAAUGCACGUUGGACCACGGAAGAGCAGCUUCUCGCGGUACAAGCCAUCAGGAAAUAUGGCCGAGAUUUUCAGGCAAUCUCAGAUGUGAUUGGGAACAAAUCAGUGGUACAAGUGAAAAACUUUUUUGUAAAUUAUCGACGCCGCUUCAACAUAGAUGAAGUUUUACAAGAAUGGGAGGCAGAACAUGGUAAAGAAGAGACCAAUGGGCCCAGUAGCCAGAAACCUAUCAAGUCCCCGGAUAAUUCUAUCAAGAUGCCUGAGGAGGAAGACGAGGCUGCUUCUGUUCUUGACGUCAGAUAUGCAUCUGCUUCAUGAGAAACUCUGGUAGCUUUGAGCACUUGGUAUGGACGACUGUGUUAUCCAAGAUAUCAGGUAUUACAAGACAUCACCUAGCCAUCUGCAUCACAUCUCUGUGGACAAGCAGCUAUUACCAAAAAAGGCAUACACUUCCAGUCCUGUGCUCCAUCUGCCUUAAUUCUGUGCUCGUUCCUCCUUGUGGCGCCACUUCCCAGAGAGCCCCUUUGCAUCUCUCACACUCUGCCUAAGUGCUGGGGAGUCUUCAUGGCCUGCACGCCUCCUGUGACUCUGGGGACCCCUCCCCAGUCGAAGCUCCUGAGCCCCACCAAUGGCAGCUCUGCCCAGUCAGCAGCUUCUUCAAACAGGUAGUCCACUUGGAAGGCACGACUCUGUUCCUGCAUGGCCUGCAACUUCUACUUUGUGCAUAAUGUAAUUUUCAGAGUGACUGUGACCCUGUUGGCCUUUUAGAAAGUUUCUCUUGUUCUUUUCUGAGGCAGCCACCUAAGUGAUAUCAUGCUCCUUUGGAAAUCACAGUAUCCUGGCAGACUGCAUUAUAAUCUCCAUUGUGCCAAACAUCCUGAGACAGCUCACAUUUCCCCAAACGUUGGGUGUAAUUAUGGUUUGUAAAUUUAUCUGGCUUAAAUCUCGCCCUUCUCCCUUCCCAAGUGGUAGAAAGCUCAUUCACAGCAACUGUCCUUGGACACGAGCUUAAAGGGAACGUGGACCUCAACACUUUCUGCCUUCAGCUUUCAGCAUUGUAAUCCCAGGACGGGAGCCAACCCUGUCUUUUUGGAUCCCCCCCACCCCACCAUCCAACUCCAAGAGAUGCGGUCCAUACCACUGUACCUGGUGCUUGUGCAUUGGAAUUGGUGCCUUCUCCUUUUGGCAACCAUGUUAUCAACCCUUUUUCUGUUUUAGUGUCUUAUUUCUUCUUUAAAGUUUAUUGCUUGCCAAAGAUAACAUCACUGAGAUUAGGAGACAGGGGAGAAAUUGCUGCAGAUUCUGACAGAGUGCAGAUUUUAAAUGUCAGGUUAGCUCAAUAAGGGUAUUAGAAUAGCUGGUGAGGGUUUUGUAAAAGCUACACAUUGUGUGUUCCCCGUUCUGUUGGUAUGCCUGGCCUUCUACAUGUCACUCCAUACAGCUUUUUUUGUCCUUCAUAUACUGAUGUGAUCAUAUAAACACCAUUCUUUUCUCUUUUAAUAUUAUAGUACAGGACAGAGAAGUGAUCAGUUUAUUGGCUCUAGUAAGACCAAGACGAAAAGAAACAAUGUACAAAGUGGUCUGUAAUGCCUUUUGGUUGGACUGGGAACAAGUUAAAUGUUUCUAAUAAAUGUUCUGAGAUUUCCAGAAUCACUUAUUCUCGUACCAGACUCUGGACCCGCCGCGGGACUGAGGGAUAGACUGUCAGACUGCGUUCUCGCGUAACCUGUGUCCCGCCCACGGUCAGUCCAGCCUGCACUAAAUAUGUUGAAGGAGCUUUUGUUGUUGUUGUUUUGCAUCAUUUAAAUAUUUUUCCUGCUUUCAAUACCAAAAAGAAAAAAAAUGCAGAUGCUUUAAGGCACAAACAGAAUUCUUAAGAAUUUAAAAUAUGCAAUUAAAAUUUGAUGUGUUUUGACUCCCAAGCACCUUGCCCCCCCCCCCCCCUUUUAAAGUCAGCUGAUUGUCUUUUUAGGAAGAAGGUCAGCUAGAAACCUAGACUGUUUGGAAUUGUAUGCUUUUAGAAAUCUGGAGAAAGGUCAUUCACAAGGGGAGUAAAAUGGGACUUUCCCGACUUUUGUCAUCUUGUCCCCUCACAGGGUGUCUGUGGGUCAGGUAAGAGCGUGUGAAGAACGGCGUCUGAGGAGGCCAGAGGGCAGUCACAGCUUGCUGCUCCCACCUAGACGGGGUAGCAUAAUAACACUAGUCAUGAGGUAGGGUUUGUUUGGGCUUGUAUCGUAAGCCUGCUGUGUAAUUGGAAAAUGGCAGGUAAACCAUGGAGAGGAGAUGGCCAAAGUUUUGCACAUCGCUUAAAGGGGACACUAGGCAAGAAGCGAGGCCGUAGGUUCUCUUUGCUUCUCAAGGCCUCCUUCCUCUUUAUGGAAGCAGCAGGCAGUUUGCUGCAGUGGGUCUCGUUCUGCCAGCAGAUCUGUUCCUCUCUGCGUGCCCGGGCAAUUCUCCUUCUGGCAAGGCGUGAAAGCCCCAUGCUGGUUCCUAGGGAGCGGGGCAGGCAGCACGGCAGGGGCGCCGGGCCCCUGGGUGUAUUCUGCACCAUCCCCUCACGGGCUUACCCGGUGCUGAGGAAUCACUGCGGCCAGUACCCGAGGCCGGCCACAGCGGCCUGGCGCUGGCUUUCUCCACCAGAAGGGGGCGUCGUUGUUGUCAUUUGCCAGAAGGAAGAAGGUUUUUGCCAGACUCCUUCCUUGUAGUUUCAAGCAUAACGUAGCACUGUGUUUUAAACUCUUUCAUUACACUGUCUUUUCAAUGAUGUUGUAAAUGCAAGAAAUCACCUAGCUUUAAAAGCUGAGUGAUUGAUCUUAUUUAUGUGAAGCCCCUUUUUUAACAUAUCAAGACUUCGGUGCAUCAGCAGGUCGUGUUUGGAUGUAUAAGGGUCCACAGUGACAACUGCUUCGGAUGCAAUGUUCACUUAAGCUUUGUCUUCUUAAAAAUUGAUCAAUGUGAAUGUCAUAAUUAUAUAUAUAUUUUUGUGGAAAAUUUCUCCUAAGUAUAAGUUAUUGUGCAAAAUAUAGUACCAUUGAAGCAAAUGAUAGUUUAACUUUUAGUUUAGAAAUCCUAAAAGAUAUAAAUUGUACUGCAUAUGCAUUAAAAGUUUGUUUUAUUUAAUUUUAUGUAGGUGUGUAAAGUGUUAGGUAAAAAUUGUUUUCACUUAUCCAUUUAAACACCUUGUUACUUGAAUAUUGUGCUGACUGGUCUGAACCAGCGAUCGACCCUGUAACAUAGCUCUUUUGGCCAGGAAGGCCGUGCCUCAGUUGUGCUCACAGUCAAGUGUUGGUGCCUGCAGGGGCCGGCAGUUAGUGUAACACACCCGCCGCGUGGUCUCGGGGUGUCUGCCCACCAGGACACCAGUUCCUCAAAAUGGUUUUUGAUAGUUUUUAACCUAUACAACCCUUCGAUGGUCACCAACCUCUCUAAUCAAAAAAUGAAAAUGAAAAAAUUGUUGCGUUUUACAAGCUUACCGUGGUGGACUAAUUAAGCAGUUGUUUUCUGUGUAUAAAAGUUCCCUCCGAUACCACACACCACUCUAAGUGUGCUCACUGUCACUUUAAAUUUCAGCUAUGCCCUAUUUUUGUCUUUCUAACUAUCAGAUGUACUAUUGGUAUAAUUGCAUACCAAAAAUAAGCCAAACAGUGCAUUACACUAACUGGAUCCCUGCUAACGGAGCCGAGGAAAGACGGAGCCAGCUCACACAAGAGCCUCGCUUCCUCUCUCGUCCAGCCUGCAUCUAAGCCCAGUGACCCAGGAUCCAAGCUUUCAGUAUCAGGUGAAACUUGGCUUCACGUUGACUCAAGGUAGUCAGCCAAUCUGAAUCUAGUGGUCUUGUGCAAUGCUCACAAACAGAUUCUCUCUCCGCCCCUCGCUGGCCCCCUGCAGCUUUCCCUCUUACACUAAAGCACAAUUGCGGCAAUGUUAUGAUUCCGAAGAAGGAAGGUCCGUAGAGUCUAUGCAUGUCGUGUGAUAAUGAGUGUUUACAGUCACCUUCUCCGAAAACUAAAAUUCUUACUGGAGUGGAUAGUAUUCCAUUACGUAGACCUAUCAACUUUGCUAAGUGCUUUUUAGAUUGCUUAAAAUUUUUCAAGAUUUUAAAAGAUGUAUAAGGUUAAGUUUGCAAAUAUAAUGGAAAUGCUGUAUAUCUUUUGAAGUGAUAAAAUCCAUGUUGGAAUUUUAAAGAAAAUAUGUUGUAAUAAUGCUGUUGUAAGUAAUAUUUUAAUGUCUCUUUUUGCUUGUUUUCUAUAUCAGCACACUCAUUGUGGUGAAUGUUCAUAGCAUUAUAAUUGCUUAGCCAUUGAAUGAUAACAUUUGUUAGUGGAGAUUGAAAAAUUUAUUUGUGAAAUUCUGCAGAAUUCAUUUUUCUAUUUCUAAUAUUUGCUGAAGUUAAAUAAAAAAUUUUCAAGCCA